Striga hermonthica is the source of this 1371-nucleotide messenger RNA. NCBI's taxonomy places the organism in Eukaryota, Viridiplantae, Streptophyta, Magnoliopsida, Lamiales, Orobanchaceae. The record is from the annotation of a GenBank genome assembly.
AUGGCAGAGGGAUUUGAACAGUACCACAAUCCCAACGCCACCGGCCAGAGUUUGUCCCUUACUCUGUCUUCGAGCCACGGCGGCGACCUGAAUCUCCCGCCGGAACUGAAUCUACAGAAGUACGAUUUCGGUCCUUGCAGACCCGGAUUCGGCCCGAUUGAGUUCUCGAAGAGUACGGUUCCUUUAGGGCCCUUCACGGGCUACGCCUUUGUUUUGAAGGGAUCGAGGUUUUUGAGGCCCGCCCAGCAGCUGCUGGAGGAGCUUUGCGAUAUGGGUCGGGUCGUUUGUUUGGAUAAAAUCGGUCCAGACCCGGGAUUGCUGGAUCCUCCGCCGCUGGAUAACUUAACAGGGGUUGGGAUUAUGGAUGAUAGCAGCGAUGGGGGCGAGCAGAAGAAGAAAUCGAGGUUACUUUCUAUGCUCGACGAGGUUUACAAGAGGUACAAGCAAUAUUACCAACAAAUGCAAGCAGCCAUAGCUGCAUUCGAGUCAGUUGCCGGUUUAAGCAAUGCAGCACCUUUUGCUAACCUAGCCUUAAAGUCAAUGUCCAAACAUUUCAAAUGUCUGAAAAACGCCAUAACCGAUCAACUACAGUUCUCGUCAAAAUCUCACGGCAAGACAAAUUCCGACAGAAACGAAACUCAGAGGCUCGAAAGUUCCGGAAAGGGCUCUUACGGCCUGCAGAGGCCGUUUGGUGCCGGAUUUAUGGACCCGCCCGUGUGGCGCCCACAGAGAGGCCUUCCAGAACACGCUGUCACAGUUCUUCGUUCUUGGUUGUUCGAGCAUUUUUUACAUCCUUACCCGACAGAUACCGACAAGGUAAUGCUGGCGAAACAGACGGGCCUCUCUAGGAACCAGGUUUCGAAUUGGUUCAUAAACGCAAGAGUGCGGCUAUGGAAGCCGAUGGUCGAGGAGAUACACACGCUCGAGACACGUCAGCAAGCCCAAAACUCAUCCGAACAAUCUCCCAACAACAGCAGCAAUCGACCGGUCGAACACGAGAAUCGUUCCAAACGCAACCGAGAAGACAAAACUGAGACCCAACGACCAAACCAUGGCCCGAUAAAAUCGCCUUACGACAAUUUAUUGUCUAAUAAUAAUAAAAAUUAUAAUAAUAAUAAUAAAAGCAAUAAUCAUCAGUUGCAUGUUGGCAUAGGCAGCUCAGGAGGGAACAGCGGGGUUUCCCUGACUUUGGGCCUUCACCAAAAUGGGCCGGCCCUGCCGGAUUCGUACCCGAUCCAUGCAGCCCGUCGGUUGGGACUCGACUCGCAGACCGGUGACGAGUACGUGGUGAGUGGGUUCACGGCACAAGAUUCGAGGUUUAGAAGGGAGGUCAUGGACGGGCAGCAGAUUAUGCAUGAUUUUGUUGGUUGA